UGGGGCCUGAGCCGGCCUGCCCAGGAUGCCCCGAGGCCCUCGCCCUCCCUUCUUGUCCUUUGUGCUCCUGCUAUGGCUGCUACUCUGGACUCCUCUCACGAAGGCUACCUUCCCCCAGGAUCCCCAUCCUUUACUGACCUCUGACCUCCAAGGCAUAUCACCAUUAUCUUGGUUCCGGGGCUUAGAGGAUGAUGCUGUGGCUAGAGAGCUGGGUCUGGACUUUCAGAGAUUCCUGAUCCUGAACAGGACUCUGCUGGUGGCUGCCCGGGAUCAUGUUUUCUCCUUCGAUCUUCAAGCUGAAGACUGGGAAGGGCUGAUACCAAACAAGUAUCUGACAUGGAGAAGUCAGGAUGUGGAGAACUGUGCUGUCCGAGGGAAGCUGAGGGACGAGUGCUACAACUACAUCCGUGUCCUUGUUCCCCGGGACUCCCGGACCCUUCUUGCCUGUGGGACAAAUUCAUUCAGCCCCAUGUGUCGCAGCUAUGAGAUCUCUUCCCUGCAACAGGAGGGUGAGGAACUGAGUGGGCAAGCUCGGUGCCCUUUUGAUGCCACACAGUCCAGCGUCGCCAUCUUUGCAGAGGGCAGCCUUUACUCGGCCACAGCCGCAGAUUUCCAGGCCAGCGAUGCUGUUGUUUAUCGAAGUUUUGGCCCCCAACCCCCUCUCCGCUCCGCCAAGUACGACUCCAAGUGGCUUCGAGAGCCACACUUUGUCCAUGCCGUGGAGCACAGAGACCAUGUUUACUUCUUUUUCCGAGAAGUCUCUGUGGAGGAUGCUCGACUGGGACGGGUGCAGUUCUCACGUGUAGCACGUGUGUGUAAACGUGAUGUAGGUGGCUCCCCCCGAGCCUUGGACCGUCACUGGACAUCUUUUCUGAAGCUCCGGCUCAACUGCUCCGUCCCUGGAGACUCUGCCUUCUACUUUGAUGUACUUCAGGCCCUGACUGGGCCUAUCCCUCUGCAUGGACGUCCUGCACUCUUUGGGGUCUUCACUACCCAGACCAACAGCAUUCCCGGUUCUGCUGUCUGUGCCUUCUACCUGGAUGACAUCGAACGUGGCUUUGAGGGCAAGUUCAAGGAGCAGAGGAGCCCAGAUGGGGCCUGGGCACCUGUGCCCGAGGACAGGGUCCCCUCACCCAGGCCAGGGUCCUGUGCAGGGGUGGGUAGAGCUGCUUCAUUUCCUUCUUCCCGGGACCUCCCUGAUGAAGUCCUGACUUUCAUCAAGGCUCACCCACUGCUGGACCCCGCUGUGCCACCUGCCACCCAUCGGCCCCUUCUCACCCGCACUGGCAGAGCCUUGCUGACACAGGUGGCUGUGGAUGGAGCAGCGGGUCGCAACGGCAACACCACUGUCCUCUUCUUGGGUACCGAGAUUGGGACGGUGCUGAAGGUUCUCCCCCCAGGAUCAGGGUACGGGAAUGCCGAGCCGGUCUUGUUGGAGGAGAUCGACACUUACAGCUCUUCCCGGUGUGGUGGGAAGCGAUCAGCAGAGUUAGCCCGACAGGUUCUUGGCCUGGUGGUGGAUCCUGAGGGGCACAGACUCUUUGUAGCCUUUUCAGGCUGUGUUGUCCACAUGCCUCUCAGUCGGUGUACCCGGCAUGGGGCUUGUCAAAAGAGCUGUCUUGACUCUCAGGACCCUUACUGUGGGUGGGGAAGCUUCCAAGGCUGCGUGGAUGUCAGGGGCUAUGCCUGGGCUGAUCUGGAGCAGGAUGGGGACAGGGAGGUCAUGGAGGAAGGAGACUGUCAUGAUGGGGCCACUGGGAGUCAUUCAGGGCCAGGGGAUUCUGCCUAUGAGCCUCUGGGUCCCAGCCCUCCCCCUGAGGCCCCCAGUCCCCCCAAUGAUGCCCAUCCCUGGGCCCCGCCCUCCACUCUUCGGGCUCACAUAGAGGGUAAGGCAGGGGUCCGCCGAGAUCCUUCCCACGCCUCGUCCCCUCACACGGUCCCUGUCCCACUCCUCCUGGCCAGUGUGGCCGCAGCCUUUGCCCUGGGGGCAUCGAUUUCUGGUUUCCUGGUCUCCUGUGCAUGCCGUCAUGCCUACCGACAUGGUCACCGAGGGAAUAAGGACAUCGAGACCCCUGGACUCCCCCGUCCCCUAUCUCUCCGAAGCUUGGCCCGGCUCCAUGGUGGGGGCCCUGACCCACCAGCCCCAGCCAAGGAAGGAGACUCACCUCCCGUGCCCCAGCUCUAUACGACUUUCCUGCCUCCCACUGAGGGCAUGCCUGCCCCAGAGCUGGCCUGCCUGCCCACCCCAGAAUCCACCCCGGAGCUUCCAGUUAAGCAACUCCAACCAGUCCAGGGGCCUUGGGAGUGGAACCACAAUGGGAACAAUGCCAAGGAGAGCUCUGCCCACUUCCGAAGUGGCUCGGCACCUGCCCCGAGGGUGUUGGUGAGGCCACCUCCUCCGGGCUGUCCUGGCCAGGCUGUAGAAGUGACCACUUUAGAAGAACUGCUUCGAUAUCUCCAUGCUCCCCAGCCUUCUCGGAAGGGGACAGAGGUUCUGUCCCCAGCUAAUCCUGGUCCUUCUCUCCCCUUUGCUACUCGGGCACAGCCCUGCGUCCCACCACUGGAGCCAGCCCACCCCCUCUUUUCUGGCUCCUCCCCACUCCCACGAGACUGUACCCCUCCACUCCGGCUGGACAUACCCCCAGACGGGAAGUGCCAGCCCCCAUCCCGACCCCCCCUGUCUGCCCCUGCUCCUCGACUGGGGGUUGGAGGUACCCGGGGAAUAUCUCCUUCCCCACACCGGGUGCCCCCAGGUCUGCUGACUCGAGUGCCCUCAGGGGGAGCCUCAAGAUAUUCUGGGGGGCAUGGAAGGUACCCUCUAUAUCUUGGCCGACCAGAGGGAUACAGAGGACGAGCCCUGAAGAGGGUUGAUGUGGAGAAGCCACAACUACCCCCAAAGGCUCCUGUCCUUGUGUCCUCCCCCUCUCAAGCUGCCCCUCCAGGUGGCCAUUUUAACUAUUGAUGGUAACUACCCUGCCUAGAAAGGGUGUGGCAAUGGGGACUCUGACGGGACAGAUUACUCCCUCUAAUCACAUUGCCUGCGUCCAUCCUUCCUGGACUCUGGACCUCUCCUCUCCUUCUGUACUUAUUGCCCAUCUUGGGCUUAUUUAUUGACUGUCAUCCUAGUCUUCCCCGAUCGCCCCUAGUCUCCAGGGAUUUGGGUAAUGGGGGAGGCUUUCCCUCUCCCUCCUGCCACUGUGAGCCAGUCCUACUUAGUGGGAGCUGGCUGGGGCUCCCACCCUUAUCUCCUCCAGCCAAGCUGCCUUAGCCCUUCCCCUCCCAGCUUCCUCCAUUGUCUGGGACCCCCAGACUGGGGAUGUCCAUGAUUGGGGGAUUGGGGUAGGGUAUGUAUGUAUAGUGUACAGUGCUCUCGGGGCUCCCCUGAGACAUCAUCACCUCCUACCGUGUAGGAGCCUUCCCUCACCCCAAUACAACUAUGUGCCCCCCAGAUC
This is a messenger RNA of Gracilinanus agilis (Agile Gracile Mouse Opossum), 3452 nucleotides long. RefSeq names its product semaphorin 6C (gene SEMA6C). The transcript is spliced from 18 exons. NCBI's taxonomy places the organism in Eukaryota, Metazoa, Chordata, Mammalia, Didelphimorphia, Didelphidae. The record is from RefSeq and is a predicted model, not a curated record. Gene Ontology annotation, molecular function: chemorepellent activity; semaphorin receptor binding. Gene Ontology annotation, biological process: axon guidance; positive regulation of cell migration; semaphorin-plexin signaling pathway. The coding region runs from base 26 to 2962 and encodes 978 amino acids.